Molecule: messenger RNA, 2907 nt
Organism: Miniopterus natalensis
Lineage: Eukaryota; Metazoa; Chordata; Mammalia; Chiroptera; Miniopteridae
Source: RefSeq, a predicted model, not a curated record
AUGUCAUUGUCGUUGUUGACCUUAUACCCGCUGGCGGGGCUUCACGGCUGUCAUGAGCCUCGCUGCUUUUCCUUUUCGCAGUUGAGAGAAUUCCAGCAGCAGCGAGGCAUUGGCGUUCCGUCAGGAGCCAAGAAGAAAAAGAAGACUAAAAAUGGCAGCAGCCCUGAGACAGGCACUUCUGAUGGUCACUCGCCGGAGGAUAUUCAGGACAUUCUGAAGGUGUUGGUGUCCGACCUUAACCAUUCCAAUGGGGUAGCGCUCUCCCCAUUGGACGAUUGGAAGGCGCCCAAAGACCACCCUGCUCCAGCGGCACUACCUUCUGAUGACACCAUGCCCCCUGGUGGUGUCCUCCCCCCCACCGCUACUUCAUCAACUCAGAACUAUGAUCCUGAAAAGGUUCCAUUUGUCCUGUCGGAAAGCACAUUCUCAUCUACCGAGAGCCUGCGGCAGCUUUCCCAGCAGCUCAAUGGUCUCGUGUGUGAGUCGGCACCCUUCGUCAAUGGGGAGGGACUAGCAUCUUCUGCUAAUAUAAAGGCUCUGGAGAGCCGGUACCAAGAGCUAUCUCUAGCCCUGGACUCCAGCAAUCUAACAAACAAACAGCUCAGUAGCGAGAUAGAGGAAUUGAAACAACAGAACCAGGAAAUUGCAGAUCAACUAGAAAAAGAGAAGCAGGAGUAUAAGCAGAAGCUUGCGAAGGAGCAGGGGUCUCUGAGGGAGCAGCUGCAGAUUCACAUCCAGACCAUCGGGAUCCUAGUGUCUGAGAAGACAGAGCUGCAGACAGCCCUGGCCCACACUCAGCAGGCAGCCAGGCAGAAAACAGGAGAGGCGGAGGAUCUUGCUGGUCUCCUGCAGUCUUCCCAGCAGCGCGUCGGGGAUCUGGAGCGGACGCUGUGUGCUGUCUCCACGCAGCAGAAACAGGCGGACAGGUACAAUAAAGAACUCACCAAAACCCGGGACGCGCUGAAGCUGGAGCUGUACAAGAACAGCAAAACUAAUGAAGACCUGAAGCAGGAGAACUCGGAACUGCAGGAAAAGCUCCGGGUGCUGGUGACCGACAAGGAGGCCGCGCAGCUCAGGGUGGAGGAGCUGAGAAAGAAGCUGGAGAUGUCGGAGCUGCUGCUGCAGCAGUUUUCCAGUCAAUCUGAAACCCCUGAUAGCAAGGAGCAGUUACAGCGGGCCCUGGAGGAGCGGGCCCAGCUGGAGACUCAUGUGGAACAGCUGAAGGAUUUGCUGAAGCAGCUGCAGGUGGAGAGAGACCAGUAUGCAGAGAAUCUGAAAGAAGAGAAUGCCCUUUGGCAGCAGAAGAUGCAGCAGAUGUCAGAGCAGAUGUGCCAGCUGAGGGAGCAGAAGGAGCACAGUCUGAGUCAGGUGCAGGAGCUGGAGACCAGCCUGGCCGAGCUGAGGAGUCAGAUAGCUGUCCCCCCACCCCAGGAGGCCCCCGCUGGGCCCUCGGAGGUGGAGCAGCAGCUACAAGCCAGAGCAGAAGAGCUGCAGCAGGAACUGGAGGUCCUGGCAGGGCAGCUGCGGGCCCAGAUUCAGGACAAUGAAGGUCUGAGUCGCUUGAAUCAGGAGCAGGGGCAGCGGCUACUGGAGCUGGAGCGGGAGGCUGAGCGCUGGGGGGAGCAGGCGGAGAUGCGCAAGCAGAUGCUGGAGGACAUGCAGAGCGACCGCACCACCAUCAGCCGUGCGCUGUCCCAGAACCGCGAGCUCAAGGAGCAGCUAGCUGAGCUGCAGGACAGCUUCGUCAGGCUGACCAACGAAAACAUGGAGAUCACCAGCACACUUCAGACAGAGCAGUAUGUCAAGAAGGAGCUGGCCAAGAAGUUGGGCCAGUUGCAGGAGAAGCUGGGGGAGCUGAAGGAGACGGUGGAGCUGAAGAGCCAGGAGGCUCAGAGUCUGCAGCAGCAGCGGGACCAGUACCUGAGCUACCUGCAGCAGUACGUGGCCGCCUACCAGCAGCUGACCGUCGACAAGGAGGUACUGCAGAAGCAGGUCCUGCUGCACUCCCAGCUCGCGGAGCAGCAGCAGCAGGAGGAAGCCCAGAGCCAGGAGGAGGCCAAGAUGGCCCGUCAGGAGCUGCAGGAGACCCAGGGGCUCCUGGAAGCUGUCAACCAACAGAACCAGCAGCUACAGGCCCAGCUGAGCCUCAUGGCUCUGCCUGGGGAAGGAGAGGCACUGGAUGGGGAGGAGACAGAGGAGGCGGCUCCCCGGCCAAAGCUGAGCGUGCCGGAGGACCUGGAGAGCCGAGAGGCCGUGGUGGCAUUUUUUAACACGGCCUUAGCCAGCGCCGAGGAGGAACAGGCGCGGCUGCGCAGGGAGCUGAAAAAGCAAAAGCUACACUGCCGGUGCCUGGCUCACCCGGCAGCUCCGCCCCAGCACCAGCUGGAGGAGACCACAGCCCCCGGUUCCGGGGGCCACAGUGUUUCUGCGGAGACCCACCAGGCCCUCCAAGUGGCCAUGGACAAGCUGCAGGUGAGUGAAGCACGCACAUCACUGAGCCCUGCCCUUCCCCUUCAAGACCUUCAGGAGGUGAGCCUCGCCGAUGGCACGGAGCCGGGCCCCGUCGCUCUGGAGAGCUCCACUGCGCAGCAGAUCAUGCAGCUGCUGUGCGAGCUGCAGAGCCCCCAGGAGUUCCCGGGCCUGAGCAGAAACCCCUGCAUCCCCUUCUUCUACCGGGCCGACAGCGACGCCGGUGUGAAGAUCAUGGUCAUCUGAUAAUUGGACACUACCCUGGAGCCGUGGGCCGGGCGCUGCCCCACCUCCUCCUGCCACCCUUCCCUCCCUCCUACUACUAUUAUAAUACAAGAAUAGACUUAUUUAUUGAUCACACAGGACAGAGGAAGGAGGCGGGGAUGGGGUUGAUUCGACUCUAUUUGUUUUAUUUCGGAAUAAAUGGAUUUAGCCAUA